AGAGAUGCCCAAGUUUACAAUACCCAAGGAUCAAGCCAUCAGGGCAACCAAGGGUCGAGGCAACGAGAUUCAACCUCGACCAAGUCCGGCGAAUCGUCUGCUCGGGUAUGUAACGGAGAUGUGCUCCGAGGAAUCGGCGCUCAGUUUGAGCCAAGCCCUGAGUACAAGGCACGCAAGAAUUAAGAGCCACUAAUAAGUCAUGGCUAUCCCGGCGGGAGAGCUCACGGCGCGGGCCGCCUUGUGUUACGAGAGGCUCUAGGAACAUCCCUGCGGAGCAGAAGAGACCCCAAUUCAAAAAUUUGUUUCCCCGUCGUCGACGUUGAUGUUG
This is a messenger RNA of Cryphonectria parasitica EP155, 328 nucleotides long. RefSeq lists its product as uncharacterized. Lineage: Eukaryota; Fungi; Ascomycota; Sordariomycetes; Diaporthales; Cryphonectriaceae. The transcript has 2 exons. The record is from RefSeq and is a predicted model, not a curated record. The coding region runs from base 5 to 193 and encodes 62 amino acids.